Messenger RNA from Trifolium pratense (red clover), 1460 nucleotides. RefSeq names its product outer mitochondrial transmembrane helix translocase-like. The transcript is spliced from 5 exons. Gene Ontology annotation, cellular component: mitochondrial outer membrane. Gene Ontology annotation, molecular function: ATP binding; ATP hydrolysis activity. The record is from RefSeq and is a predicted model, not a curated record. Lineage: Eukaryota; Viridiplantae; Streptophyta; Magnoliopsida; Fabales; Fabaceae. Bases 125 to 1216 code for a protein of 363 amino acids.
UGGAAACUAAAUUUCUUAAUUAGCAUUGGGAACUAACUACACUUUAACGAUAUUAUAUGUGGCAUUUUAUCUAAACCAACCACUAUGAAAUUUGGUAGAAGGGAUCAAAGUUGGUGGAAAAGCGAUGCAUUUUUUGAUUGUGUACGCGGUUAAGGCAGUGGUGGGUUACUAUGUAUUGACAACGGGGCUCCAAUAUCUUGACCCGAACCGUGAAACAUCGAAGAAGGCUCAUGAGCAGAAGAAAGAGAUUGCAAAGCGUCUAGGUCGUCCCCUCGUUCAAACCAAUUCUUACGAGGAUGUGAUUUCAUGUGAUGUUAUAAAUCCUGACAACAUUAAUGUGGAAUUUGACUCCAUUGGGGGACUUGAAACUAUUAAACAAGCUUUGUUUGAGCUUGUUAUUUUACCCCUUAAGCGGCCCGACUUGUUUUCGCAUGGUAAGCUCCUUGGACCACAAAAGGGGGUCUUGUUGUAUGGACCUCCUGGCACUGGAAAAACUACACUUGCAAAAGCUAUUGCCAAGGAGUCUGGAGCAGUAUUCAUUAAUGUCAAGAUAUCCAACCUCAUGAGCAAAUGGUUCGGGGAUGCCCAAAAGCUCGUGGCUGCCGUAUUUAGCUUGGCUGAUAAGCUUCAGCCUGCCAUCAUAUUCAUUGAUGAAGUAGACAGUUUUUUGGGUAAACGACGUACAUCAGAUGACGAGGCUAUGUUAAGCAUGAAAACGGAGUUCAUGGCUCUAUGGGACGGAUUCACCACCAACAAGAAUGCUCAGGUUAUGGUGCUUGCAGCAACUAAUCGUCCUGCAGAACUUGAUGAAGCAAUACUCAGGCGGUUUCCUCAUGCUUUUGAAAUUGGAUAUCCAAACCAAAGAGAGAGGGCUGAGAUAUUGAAGGUUAUCUUAAAGGGGGAGAGGGUUAAAGAUAAAAUAGACUUCGGUUAUAUAGCUGGGUUAUGUAAGGGUUACACUGGUUCAGAUUUAUUUGAUCUUUGCAAGAAGGCUGCAUAUUUUCCUAUUAGAGAACUACUGGAUGAUGAGAAGAAAGGGAAACAAACCUGUGAACCUAGACCUUUGUCGCAAUUAGAUUUGAAGAAGGCCCUUUCAACUUCACGGAAGACAACUGUUGCUGCAAAUGAAUACAGUAGAAUGAACCCCCGGAUCCUUAAAAUUUUGAGUUUCUUUUUUUGUUUGUUUUUGUUUUGUUUUUGGUUUACAAAAUAUUGAGUUUCUUUAGACAAUUCUUCUACGGUCAUUUAUCUUAGUCCAGAUUGCAACAGCAGUUACUUCCUUUGGUAAACUACUAGUUCUCAAAUAUGUAAUAAUAUCCAUCCAUCGUGGUCGCGCAAAUGUUGGUUUUGCUUUUUUGUUCAGAAUUUGAUGCAUCAAUCCUUGUAUAACAUAAUAUUUUAUAUUUGCCAAAGUUUAUUUAUGAACACAGUUGGUUAAUGCAAAGAUAUUUUUGUCGCUC